ACAACUACUACAAUGGCAACUCAGACUGGAAUAGUCCUAAACCUAUGGAUCACAUUGUUAAGCUUCAUCCACCACCAGGUGUUAUGGGGACACCAGUAGGUGGUGCUGGCGGAUGGGGGGCACCACCACCUCCGGGAAAUGCUAGUAGCGAAUUUAGCUCCGGGCAACAUCAGACGCCUUUACAAUCUCCAUCACCUAACAUGGGCAUUGGUGGCUUUUCCCAGAACCAGUUCACUUACGAUGAACUCGCAGCAGCAACAGGGGGAUUUUCUCAAGCCAAUUUGUUAGGACAAGGUGGAUUCGGGUAUGUACACAAAGGUAUAUUACAGAAUGGAACGGAAGUCGCGGUUAAGAGUCUCAAGGCAGGCAGUGGACAAGGAGAACGAGAAUUCCAGGCCGAGGUUGAAAUAAUUAGCCGUGUCCAUCAUCGCCACCUCGUGUCCCUUGUUGGAUAUUGCAUUGCUGAUGGACAGAGAAUGUUGGUGUAUGAAUUUGUUCCCAAUUCGACCUUGGAGUUCCACCUUUACGGGAAUGGUCAGCCAGUGAUGGAUUGGGCGACUAGGCUUCGUAUAGCAGUAGGAUCAGCCAAGGGACUUGCUUAUCUGCAUGAAGAUUGCCACCCUCGGAUUAUACACCGUGACAUCAAGGCAGCGAAUAUCCUUCUUGACAACAAUUUUGAGGCCAUGGUGGCAGAUUUUGGAUUAGCUAAGCUCUCUUCGGAUAAUUUUACUCAUGUUUCUACGCGUGUCAUGGGAACUUUUGGGUACCUAGCUCCUGAGUACGCAUCAAGUGGCAAACUAAGUGAGAAGUCUGAUGUUUUCUCAUUCGGGGUGAUGCUCUUAGAGCUCAUAACUGGGCGUCGACCUGUCGAUCUUACUAAUAGAAUAAUGGAAGACAGUUUAGUAGACUGGGCUAGGCCACUUCUGGUUCAAGCUUUGGAAGAUGGAAACUACGAUGAGCUCGUAGACCCACGCCUUGAAGGUAACUUCGUUCCCCAGGAGAUGGCUCGAGUGGUAGCAUGUGCAGCUGCUAGCAUACGCCAUUCAGCCAGAAGGCGACCACGGAUGAGCCAGAUUGUACGUGCUUUGGAGGGAAACUCAUCCCUCGAGGAUUUAAGCGAAGGCGUGAAGUCCACGGGCCAAAGUGCAGCCCAUAAAAGUAGUGGAACCAUGAGUGAUAUGUACGACACUCGUGCAUACAAUGCAGACAUGAUGAAGUUCAGGAAGAUGGUGAUUUCAAAUCCGGAUAAUGCUAGCAGCGAAUAUGGAGCAACAAGUGAGUAUGGACUCAAUCCAUCCUCAUCAAGCAGCGACUCGAGAGAGCUCUACGAAACAGGUCCCCACAAGCAAAAAUCAUACAGGAAUACAUGAUGCUUCCAAGCUCUAAGUGCAUGUUUUGUACUGAAUUUUAUAUUUUAGCAAUACAAGACACUAUCAAGCUUUAAGUGCAUGUUUGACACAUAAUAUCAGAUCGUACUGGACAGUACGAUUUACAGACAAAAACUGGAUGUAAAUUGAUAUCGUUUUUAAACUAAUAUUCAUUUAUUGUUGGUUUCAUGCUCAAUAUGCAUAUACAGGCAUAAACACGAAGUUGGAUUUGCCUUUGUUUUAUUGGUGUAAUAUAGUUCAAGAUGCUAUGUGAAGUUUAAAGACUAUAAUUCAUAUCAUUUUA
Molecule: messenger RNA, 1671 nt
Organism: Olea europaea var. sylvestris
Lineage: Eukaryota; Viridiplantae; Streptophyta; Magnoliopsida; Lamiales; Oleaceae
Product: proline-rich receptor-like protein kinase PERK5
Exons: 7
Coding region: 45-1370 (441 amino acids)
Biological process (GO): protein phosphorylation
Molecular function (GO): protein kinase activity; ATP binding
Source: RefSeq, a predicted model, not a curated record